Postia placenta MAD-698-R-SB12 is the source of this 1830-nucleotide messenger RNA. RefSeq lists its product as hypothetical. The transcript has 11 exons. Gene Ontology annotation, biological process: tetrahydrofolate interconversion. Gene Ontology annotation, cellular component: cytosol. NCBI's taxonomy places the organism in Eukaryota, Fungi, Basidiomycota, Agaricomycetes, Polyporales, Adustoporiaceae. The coding region runs from base 1 to 1830 and encodes 609 amino acids. The record is from RefSeq and is a predicted model, not a curated record. Gene Ontology annotation, molecular function: methylenetetrahydrofolate reductase [NAD(P)H] activity; FAD binding.
AUGAAGCUCUGCCAGAAAAUCGCGGGAUACAAGGACGCGCGACCGUUCUUCACCUUCGAAUUCUUCCCUCCAAAGACUGACCAGGGAUUCGAUAAUCUGCUCCCGCGCAUAUCGCGUCUUGUCUCGCUGAACCCCCUCGCGGUCAACAUCACAUGGGGUGCUGGUGGGACUACCAAAGACAGAAGUCUUGAACUCGCAGGUAUCACGCAGACCGACCAUGGCGUCGACACCAUCCUUCAUCUCACAUGUACGAACAUGAAACAAGGGCUGGUCGAUGACGUAUUGAGGGAUGCGAAAGCGAGAGGUAUCCAGAACAUAUUAGCCCUCCGCGGUGAUCCACCCCGUGGGGAAGAGUACUGGAUCCCUACAGACCCACGCUUCACCCAUGGUGCAGAUCUCGUCUCGUACAUCAAAUCCUCCCCUGAGUUCUCUUCCGACUUUUGUGUUGGAGUGGCAGCAUACCCUGACGGCCACCCUGACAGGGAGACCGACGAGGAUGGCGAAUUGGAGCACCUGAAACGAAAGGUCGACGCAGGCGCCGACUUCAUCAUCACACAAUUAUUUUACGAUGUCGAUACCUUCCUGCAAUGGGUCAAGCGCGUCAGACAGAAAGGCAUACAGGUACCUAUCAUCCCAGGUAUUAUGCCAAUACAGACGUAUGCAUCAUUUCUGCGCAUGACAAAAUUGUGUGGAACGCGCGUACCACACAGUCUCAUGUCUGACCUUGUACCGCUACGACAUGAUGAUUCGAAGGUCAAGGACUAUGGCGUGGAUCUUGCCGUAGAGAUGAUACGCAAGCUCACCACCGACGGUGACAUCCGUGGUGUCCACCUUUGUACACUGAACCUGGAGAAGAGCGUAACUCGUGUACUGGAGGGCCUCAGUUGGGUCGGUGGAAGCCUUAAACCCGCCAAUAGACUCAUUGCGAUGCUUCAGGACGCGUCCAUUGGUCCAGACGCAAACCUGAUCAUCACACCACACAAUGCUACCGAUUCCGCUGCCAUCUCCCUGGCGGCUGCCGGCCAGGGUCCAGACGGCGAGGCAGGUAAAGGAGAGCUGAACAAUGCUGCAAGCUGGGAUGAUUUCCCGAAUGGACGAUUUGGUGAUUUCAAAAGUCCAGCGUACGGCGAGACUGACCUUUGGGGAAGCUCGAUCAUGUCGCGUAAUCAAGCCCUUGAGCAAUGGGGCCACCCCAAGACGCUCGACGACCUUACGACAAUGUUCCUGCGGCAUCUACACUCUAAAAUAGCAACAACGCCCUUUUCGCCGACGCCACUCUCUCCCGAAUCGCUCAUGAUAAUCCAGCACCUCGAGCGACUCACGCGCCGCGGCUGGUGGACUGUCGGCUCGCAGCCUGCGAUCAACGGCGCGAGCUCGAGCGAUGAGGUCGUCGGCUGGGGCCCGCGCGGCGGGUAUGUCUACCAGAAGUGCUUCGUUGAGUUCUUCUUGGAGCGCGCAGACCUCGAGCGCAUUGAGCGCAAGAUCAGGGACGAGGGGCAUGGAUGGGUGGAUUACUUCGCGGGAAAUGUUCAGGGAGAGUGCAGAACAACAGUCCCCGAGGGCGGCCGUAACGCCGUGACAUGGGGUGUCUUCCCUGGGCAGGAGAUCGCCCAAUCAACCAUCAUCGAAAGGGAGUCGUUCUUGUCUUGGAAGGACGAGGCAUUCUCGAUAUGGGCAGAAUGGGCAUCGUUCUAUCCUCCAGAUUCGCAGGAACGACGGUUGUUGGAGAGCAUACGUGCCGAGAGAUGGCUCGUGAGCGUUGUACAUCACGAUUACACGGACCCCUCUGCGUUGUGGACGUUCUUGUUAAAAGGCGACCCGGUGCUGUAA